This is a messenger RNA of Fundulus heteroclitus (mummichog), 1836 nucleotides long. RefSeq names its product growth/differentiation factor 6-like. The record is from RefSeq and is a predicted model, not a curated record. The coding region runs from base 120 to 767 and encodes 215 amino acids. Gene Ontology annotation, cellular component: extracellular region. Gene Ontology annotation, molecular function: growth factor activity; cytokine activity. Gene Ontology annotation, biological process: SMAD protein signal transduction; BMP signaling pathway. The transcript is spliced from 5 exons. NCBI's taxonomy places the organism in Eukaryota, Metazoa, Chordata, Actinopteri, Cyprinodontiformes, Fundulidae.
AGUACCUUGUGUAGCAUCCUCAUCUCCACAGCGUUGUGUCCUCCUUUCAAGAAGACAUACGUGAAGAAGUGCCAUCUUUGUUCUUUUGGGACCCAUCCUGACCUCACUGGUUAUCCGCCAUGUCUUUUGCAUUUAUUGGCUCGGUGAUGCUUCUCAGUUCUUCUGUGGUGGUUGCUUUCGUCUUGCAUCCAUCCAACGAGGAGCCUGCAGCCUCUGCUAAUUCCCCGUUUUCCCAUCAAAGGUGCCAGGAUCAGUCACUGCAGUCUAUCAGGAAGAAUCUCCUGAGGGCUCUCAACAUGCAGACCGAGCCACAGCUGCCUGCUGGUGUGAUAGACGGUGUCCGUGAGCAAUGGCUGAGAACAUUCAACAUCAUUCCACAAAUUGUUAAGAAGACUGCAACCACCGCUGAUUACUCUGUGUUACAUGACGGUGGAAACAGAACAGACCUAAAGUGUUGUGCUGCAGCCUCUGAGAUCUCCAUGAAAGAUCUGGGCUGGGACAGCUGGGUGAUUUAUCCUUUGAGCCUGACCGUGGUUCAGUGCGCUCUGUGCAACCCUGCAGAUGGCACCGUGCAAUGUCCCGAAUCCUCCUCCAGGGUGCAGGAUGCCAGCUCACAGGACAAUUUGCCAUGUUGCCAGCCCGCCACACAGGAAACACAGAACCUGGCCUACAUGGAUGAAACCAGCACCAUCGUCCUCUCUUCAGUGGAACUGACCCGCAGCUGCGGCUGUGGACCAGGGAACGCCCAGCAGCCCGGCUCAGACUAGGCUGGGGUCCGUCCCACAGUCUCUGGCAUAAGAUCCGAGCCACCUGGCAUAUCCAAAAUAUCUUUGUACCCAGGCCUGUAGUGCUCUCUGUUUCUCUAUCACCAAUUGUUAUUCCGUGUACUCAGCUCUGAUCGUGGGAACCAAAGCAACAUCUCAAGUUUUGAAUUCCUGCUGCUCCCUCGUACCACAAACAGAUUUGUUGAGCCUGCAAGUCGUGAAAAUUGAUCUCUCCUUCUGCACACUAUGCAAAUGUGUUGCUUAAAAUAGAAAUCAGUAUACAAGAGAUCUGCAUUUUUAAAAAAAAUCUUAGAUUACUGAACAUAAAUAGCUGGAAAAGAACUUAGGUUCAGAGGACAUCUAUGUGGUUAAUGCUCUUGAGUACAGAUCAUUUAUAUGUAGCUGCUAAAAGUACUCAGUGUUCCUUUUAAAAAUGUGAGAGCGAGCCAUGCCAAAUACUAGACAGGCCAGUUUUUUUUUCUUCACUGACUUGUCAGGCCACCAUGUUCUCUUGGGAAAUGGGAAAUAUUUUAGUUUAUUUUCAGCAAGGUCAGAAAAAUAAGUGUGUAAAUCUCCUAAUGCUUCAUAUUCAUUUUGUUUUAAAGUCUUCAAGACCAUCCAAAAGCUCCCAAAUUUAAUCAUCUAUAAGAAACUUCAUGAAAGGAACGAGCUUUGGUCUUAAUGGGAAAAUUUUGGAAAUAAGAUAACUUGUCUCAUGUCAACAGCACACAGUAAUGUGGUAAAAAUGCAAUAAAAAAAUAGACAUUUUCAUUCCUUUACGACCAAAUCCAUUAGGAUCAGAGAUUGAAUAAAAGCACUAUCAGAAUGAAUCCUGAACAUGAUGUUUGUAUUUCUAGUUCAGCUGCAGCUUUAUCAAAUCUGACCAUAUAAACAACAACAAUAAAAUACAUUUAUCUUUGACAGUACUUGGUGACCUCAUCCAGGCAACCUGGCAACGCAGCGUUUCCAGGUCUAAACACCUCCCUGCUAAUCCAACAAACUUAAAUUCAGGACUGAUAAGAUGCUUUAACCAUUAUUGCCUGAGUUAGGAUUUGCUUUAAUGCAGUUUUUU